Orussus abietinus is the source of this 1730-nucleotide messenger RNA. RefSeq names its product ubiquinone biosynthesis monooxygenase COQ6, mitochondrial (gene Coq6). Gene Ontology annotation, biological process: ubiquinone biosynthetic process. The record is from RefSeq and is a predicted model, not a curated record. Bases 90 to 1523 code for a protein of 477 amino acids. Gene Ontology annotation, molecular function: 2-octaprenyl-6-methoxyphenol hydroxylase activity; oxidoreductase activity, acting on paired donors, with incorporation or reduction of molecular oxygen, NAD(P)H as one donor, and incorporation of one atom of oxygen; FAD binding. NCBI's taxonomy places the organism in Eukaryota, Metazoa, Arthropoda, Insecta, Hymenoptera, Orussidae. Gene Ontology annotation, cellular component: mitochondrion. The transcript has 8 exons.
UAGCUUGGGAAUUAAUUUGUAGCACGAUGGGUGGGCGAUUUUGAAUCUCCCGCCUUGGCUGUGGACAUGUGGUUCCAAGCAGUUGCAAGAUGGCGGCCUCCAUGGAAGUCUUAACAGCUUCUCGUAGAGUUUUUGCGAUAUUUUCGAGAAAAUCUGUACCUGCUUUCGCGAAUUUUAGUGUCAUUUCAAGAAAGGAGCAUUCCGGUAGUACUUGCAAUGAUCAAGAUUACGAUAUCAUUGUUACGGGGGGCGGAAUGGUGGGAACAACUAUGGCCUGUGCUCUAGCCAAUAAUAGGCAACUGGAGUCGAAAAGGAUACUUCUUCUGGAAGGUGGGAAACCUCAUAGUUACGUACCACGGGAAAAGUAUUCAAAUCGAGUUGUUGCAUUAAAUCAACAAACUCGACUACUUCUAUCUAGUAUCGGAGCAUGGCAGCAUAUCGAAGCAGUGCGUUAUGCACCUGUUCGGAAGAUGCAGAUAUGGGAUGCUUGCUCCGAUGCAAUAAUAACAUUCAAUGAAGACCACCUUGCCGAAGAGCUGGCUUACAUAGUUGAAAAUGAUUUAUUACUUUAUGCAGUCAAUAAAGUAUUGGUCGAGAAACCGGUCCAGGUCAUUCACAAUGCCAGGGUUGAAAAUAUAUCGCUGCCCAAAGUUCAUGGCGAAUCUUCUAAGAUUGUACUACAGAGUGGAGAACAAUUCACAGCGAAACUGCUUAUCGGUGCAGAUGGUGUCUACUCCAGGGUACGAGAAGCAAUGGGAGUGCAGUACGUUAAGUGGGACUACGAUCAAAUGGGUAUCGUUGCAACUCUUAAAUUAUCAGAGCCUACGGAGAACAUAGUGGCGUGGCAGAGGUUUCUAUCUACUGGACCUGUGGCUUUGUUGCCUCUGACUGAUUCACUGAGUUCUCUUGUAUGGUCCGUUACAACAAACGAGGCAAAGAGGCUGCUGAAAUUACCCGAAGAAGAAUUUGUGGACGCUCUAAACAAUGCUCUGUGGAAGGUCCACCCUAAAAAUGGUAUCAUUGAAAGCGGUAUGAAAGCUUUGCAGCAAUUACUGGAAGGACUUUCUUUGCAAACUGGAAUAGCUAGACAAUUGCAACCUUCUGUAGCAAGUAUCGAGGAAGGAUCUCGUGCAGCAUUCCCUCUAGGAUUUGGACACUCCGUUUUUUACGCGAAACCUGGAGUCGUUUUAGUUGGCGAUGCCGCACACCGAGUUCAUCCUCUUGCUGGCCAAGGAGUAAACCUAGGUUUUGGAGAUAUCACAGUCUUAGUUCAAAUGCUGUCUGAAGCCGUAAGAUGUGGAUCUCUCCUUGCGGACAUAAUGUUUCUGACCAAGUAUGAAACCCAGCGCCAAAGGCACAAUGUUCCUACAAUGUUAGCUAUCGAUGCUCUUCACAGAUUGUAUAAAGGAACGGCCGCACCAGUCGUCCUUGCCAGAAGUUUAGGUUUACAGUUGACAAAUGCAUUACCUCCAUUGAAGAGAGCAAUUAUGGAACACGCAUCGGACCUGAAUGCACCUCGAUAGGUUUCAUGAAAAUAAUGGUAAUAUUUUUAAGUGCUGUUAAAAAUGGGUGAUACAUAAGAUAUCUGUACAAUAAAUGCGGAGUCUUUCAUAACGUAUAUUUGAUGUGUAAUCUUAUAAGAAAUUUUACACAUUGAUGUAAUAAUUAAUUGAGUGAUACUUUUAUAUAGUCUAGAUAUAUAAAUGUAUAUAAAAGAAAUUGUACCCAUA